This is a messenger RNA of Alternaria infectoria, 564 nucleotides long. RefSeq lists its product as uncharacterized. The record is from RefSeq and is a predicted model, not a curated record. Bases 1 to 564 code for a protein of 187 amino acids. Lineage: Eukaryota; Fungi; Ascomycota; Dothideomycetes; Pleosporales; Pleosporaceae. The transcript has 2 exons.
AUGGAGCCAUUGGAACCAGGGCAGCUAGUAGCGCCUGUUGGGCUCGCAGCAGGAGCGCUCGAUGAUGCAGCAGGAGCACUCGAUGAUGCAGCAAGGGUGCUUGAUGGUGCAGCGAAGACGCUAGCAGGUGUGCAUGCGCACUGGUAUGCUGUGUUGGAGAUGGUCGUAGUGACAGUAACGGUAGAGGGUCCGGGAGCGGGCGCAGCUGAAGUGACUGGAGCUGAGCUUGCUGCUACUGCCGAAGAAGAAGAGGAGACAGAAGAGGAAACACGGGAUGAGGUAGACACAGGCGAGGAGGCUGCCGCGGAUGAGGAAGCAGCCAUGGACGAGGAGGCAGGUGCCGCCGAGGAUGCGGCCGCAGACGAAGAAGCGACAGCAGACGAAGAGGCAGGUGUCAUCGAGGAUGCGGCCGCAGAGGAAGAGGCAGGUGCCGCCGAAGAAGCACUAGAAGCGCCUGCAGAAGAAGCGAUCAUCGAAGAAGAUGAAGACACAGGAACUGAUGCAAUCCUAGCACCCCAGACACCACCGUUGGACCUAGGCGCACCGACACCGCUCUUCAAGUAG